AUGUCGACACCGAAAACAGAAAAAGAUUUACAUUUACCACUGUCAAGAGUUAAAACGAUUAUGAAAAGUUCUCCAGAUGUUGAAGCUGUCGGGCCUGAACCUUUAUAUUUAGUUACAAAGGUCACGGAGCUGUUCGUUAUCGACUUAGCCAAAAGAGCUUUUAAAACCAGCAAAGCUAACAUGUUGGAGUACAAACACAUAGCAGAGGUGGUACAGGAGGACGAUACGUUGGACUUCCUCAGGGAAAUAAUGCCUAGAAAAAUAACAGUAAGGCAGUUCAAAGAGAUCAUGAAUAAAAAAGCAGCUAAGGGUGACCACUCAGAAGAUGAAUCUAGUGAUCAGUCAAGUGAGGAGAGCAGUAGUGAAGAAAGUUCCAGUGCUGAAGAAACAAACGAACAAGACUGA
Molecule: messenger RNA, 405 nt
Organism: Chilo suppressalis (striped riceborer)
Lineage: Eukaryota; Metazoa; Arthropoda; Insecta; Lepidoptera; Crambidae
Source: the annotation of a GenBank genome assembly